AUGGCGACUCAUAAUUACAAGUCCCUCGAUUCUAUCACCGCCGCCGAUAUAUCGGCGUUGUGCAUACCAAUUGAAGUCGCCGAUCGGAUUCACGGAAAACUCGCCGGAAUAAUUCGUGAUUACGGUGCUGGAACUCCCCAAACAUGGCAGAUGAUUUGUAAGCAAGUUUUAAGUCCAGAGCUUCCGUUUUCCUUCCAUCAGAUGAUGUAUUAUGGGUGCUACAAGGAAUUUGGGCCUGAUCCUGUUGCUUGGGUACCUGACUCGGCUAGUGCAAAUUUUACUAAUGUUGGCCGGCUAUUGGAGAAGCGUGGAAAAGAAUUCUUAGGAUCAAAAUACAAAGACCCUAUUUCCAGCUUCCUUGAUUUUCAGGAAUUUUCUGUCUCGAACCCCGAGGUUUAUUGGAAAACUAUAUUAGAAGAUAUGAAUAUCUGCUUUUCAGUUCCUCCAGAAUGCAUUUUGCGGGAGGAUCCUACACACCCUGGUGGUCACUGGCUUCCUGGAGCACAUACAAAUCCAGCAAAGAAUUGCCUGUGUCUAAACGGGAAGAGAAAUCUAGAUGAUAUUGCCUUGACAUGGCAAGAUGAAGGAGCUGAUGAAGUGCCUGUAAAAAAGAUGACCUUUAGAGAGUUACGCUCAGCAGUUUGGCUGGUUGCAUAUGCAAUUGAAACCCUGGGAUUGGAGAAAGGAUCUGCAAUUGCUAUUGAUAUGCCCAUGCAUGUGAAUUCUGUGGUGAUCUACCUGGCCAUAGUACUUGCUGGCUAUGUAGUUGUGUCCAUUGCUGAUAGUUUUGCACCAAGUGAAAUAUCUUCAAGGCUUAAAAUAUCAAAAGCAAAAGCAAUUUUCACGCAGGAUCUUAUCGUUCGCGGUGAUAAAAAAAUACCCUUGUACAGUAGAGUUGUUGAUGCGCAAUCUCCAACUGCAAUUGUAAUUCCCACGAUAGGUUCCAGCUUCAGCAUGAAAGUGCGUGACAGAGACAUUUCUUGGCAUAGUUUUCUUGAGAGAGUAAAUGGAUCCAAAGAAGUCGAGUUUGUUGCAGUAGAAAGACCAGUUCAAGCAUUCACUAAUAUUCUUUUCUCGUCAGGGACCACAGGGGAACCAAAGGCAAUACCAUGGACUAUCUUUACACCUUUCAAAGCUGCUGCUGAUGGUUGGUGCCACAUGGAUAUUCACAAAGGUGAUGUAGUGGCCUGGCCUACUAAUCUUGGAUGGAUGAUGGGUCCUUGGCUUGUAUAUGCUUCAUUGUUAAAUGGAGCUUCCAUGGCUCUCUAUAAUGGAUCUCCACUUGGCUCUGGAUUUGCAAAGUUUGUGCAGGAUGCUAAAGUAACAAUGUUAGGCGUGAUCCCAAGUAUUGUGAGGGCAUGGAAAAGUACAAAUUCUACUGCUAGCUAUGACUGGUCAGCCAUCCGUUGCUUUGCGUCUACUGGUGAGGCUUCCAGUGUGGAUGAAUACCUAUGGCUGAUGAGCCGAGCUCAAUAUAAGCCCGUGAUCGAGUAUUGUGGAGGUACUGAAAUUGGUGGCGGAUUCAUAACUGGUUCAAUGUUGCAGCGUCAAUCUCUAGCGGCUUUUAGCACACCAGCCAUGGGUUGUAGUCUGUUUAUUCUUGGUGAGGACGGACUUCCUAUACCACCGGAUGUUCCUGGGAUUGGUGAAUUGGCCCUUGGUCCACUCAUGUUUGGAGCUUCAAGCACACUAUUAAAUGCUGAUCACUAUGAUAUCUACUUUAAGAAAAUGCCAGUAUGGAAUGGAAAGGUUCUUAGAAGGCAUGGUGAUAUGUUUGAGCGUACUGCAAAUGGAUACUAUCGUGCACAUGGUCGUGCGGAUGAUACAAUGAAUCUUGGGGGUAUUAAGGUGAGCUCGGUUGAGAUUGAACGGAUUUGUAAUGCUGUUGAUACUAAUAUCCUUGAGACAGCAGCAGUUGGGGUGCCACCUCCAAAUGGAGGCCCCGAAAGGCUGAUGAUCGCUGUUGUGUUCAAGAAUUCAGACGAGUUGCCAAAUGAUUUGAAAAAUCUGGCUGCAUCUUUCAAUUCAGCACUGCAAAAGAAAUUAAAUCCUUUGUUCAAGGUUUCUAAUGUGAUUCCCCUACCUUCCCUUCCAAGAACAGCCUCAAAUAAAGUCAUGAGAAGGAUAUUGAGGCAGCAGUUUUCUCAAAGGGAACAAAAUUCUAAAAUUUGA
Molecule: messenger RNA, 2172 nt
Organism: Fraxinus pennsylvanica
Lineage: Eukaryota; Viridiplantae; Streptophyta; Magnoliopsida; Lamiales; Oleaceae
Source: the annotation of a GenBank genome assembly